Molecule: messenger RNA, 705 nt
Organism: Entrophospora sp. SA101
Lineage: Eukaryota; Fungi; Glomeromycota; Glomeromycetes; Entrophosporales; Entrophosporaceae
Source: the annotation of a GenBank genome assembly
AUGGCCAUGGCAAUUACUCGAAAAAGCAGAAACUCCAGAACUAAUAACUUUACCUCGAUUUUGAACCUGUUCCUAGAAAAAUAUAACUUGUCCGCCGAAUCCAACCCAUCUCAAUUACGUGACUAUGCUAGUGAACUCGGUGCUAUGCUUCCAGAUUGGAAAGCCCGCAAAAGCUUAUCUAGAAUGUCAACUCACGCUUUAAAGAAAUUAGUAAAAAAAUUUGCUAAGAAGUCCUCUUCUACAGAUGACCCUAUAGAAAACCUUAAUGAAGAUUCUAAAAAAAUUAUCCAUCAAUGGGCAAAAAUGGUACGAGCAAAAUACAAGAAUGAUAAUAAUUACGAUGACGAUGAUUUAUAUUAUGAGGACCCAUUGCUUUUAAUUGAAUGGAACGAUGCAGGUUUAAAUAGCAGAAGACUUGCUGAUCCUCGACACACAAAAAUGGCUUUAGUUAAUUUGAUUCGAGGGCAACCAGGUUAUUUACAAUUCCCUCCGACAGGCAUUCCAUCAGAAUGUUCGUUUUCCUUCGUAAAUACUCCAGCACUCCCAUCAAAUCAAGCAUUAGUCAACACGAUUGGAGUGCUCGUCAUCAACAAUUGGUCUAGGCAUGCCCCUGGAAUUCCGGAUGUUGGCCGGGUUUAUGAAAUCUAUGCCCCUAGAAAAGGGCAAUUUCAUAUUACUGAACAUCAAUAUGUGUUCAAUCUUUGA